AUGUGGCGGGUGAAAGUAGCGGCGGCGGGGGAGGUGGUGGGCCUACGAAUUUGUGUGAAUGGGGUGUUGCUUCCUAUGGUGGAGGAUUGUUGGUUGUCGAAGUUGAUGCGUUUUUUGACUGCCGGUUCCGAAGAUGCAAGUGGUGCAGGUUUUUCGCGUGCUGGAGUGAGGGAGCAUAUCUGUGCAAAUCCUCAAACGCGUGAAUUUCGAUUUGGCAUGGAAGUGGAGGAGGCACCUCUUCUUCAAACUCCUCAACUAAAGAGCCAAUUGAAUUCGUACGGGCCAACUUGGUACAGCGGGGUUUCUAGCCGCACCUUUGCUCCGGUAAGGUUGAACAGUGACCUAAUACAUCGGAGCCGCACAAUGUACAGAAACACAAAGAGCGAAGGAACUAUGAAUAACCAGCAACUCAGUAAAUUUGGCUAA
Messenger RNA from Striga asiatica, 426 nucleotides. The record is from the annotation of a GenBank genome assembly. NCBI's taxonomy places the organism in Eukaryota, Viridiplantae, Streptophyta, Magnoliopsida, Lamiales, Orobanchaceae.